Cladocopium goreaui is the source of this 2970-nucleotide messenger RNA. Lineage: Eukaryota; Dinophyceae; Suessiales; Symbiodiniaceae. The record is from the annotation of a GenBank genome assembly.
AUGGCUCAUGUGAAGAAGGAAUCCAAGUGUUCCUUUCGAGUUAAACAGGAGCCUGGCAGCCAGAACCCGGACACAGGUGUGUUGAAGCGCAUCCAGGAUAGAGUGAAGACUUUGCGGACGGAUGGGGUGUAUUUGGACCUUAUGGAUUUGUUCAUCUUUGCUGAGAACAACCACAAGGUUCUCCAGGAGUGGCUCAAAGAGCAUGACCUUGUGUCUUUGCCAGCCCGUGGCGAUGGCAACUGUGGGCUUCAUACCUUGCUGCCCCUGUCUCUUGGAGACCCUUUGUCGGAAUUCGAAAUGCUAGAGAAUGAAAGGAAAAUUUUGAUUUCAUCCAUGCGAAGUGCAAUUGCCGACUUUUGGACCCAAGCUUCCUCCAAGAGUGAAUGGCUACAUGUAUACCAUACGAUUAUUGAUAUCUUUGACACAGAACCAGGACUGGCCAAUGAAGAGCCGCCACUUCCGCCUCCCAAAAAGGAACCGAUUCUGACACCCCAGAAAAGGCAAUCUUGCAUUCCUGAAGUAAUUGACUUGUGCCAAGACUCAGAACCACCAGUGCUCAACCAAGAGCCACCACUUCCGCCUCCGAAAGAGGAACCGCCUCAGACACCCCAGAAGAGGAAAUCUUGCAUUUCUGAAAGCAUUGACCUGUGCACCCCGCCUCGUGUACAAAGUGUAGGUGCCACCCGUUCAGCUAUGAGCCAAGAUUCAAAACCACUUUCAUCGGAUGUGCAGCAGCAGUUGGUGUCUCAGCUGGAAUCUGGACCACCAGAAGCAGAAAAGCCCAAGGGACGGAACCGAGGAGGACGCAAGAGACAGAAGCAACCUUCCAAGCCUGAGCCUGAACCAGCUGAGGGGCCUUCCGGACCUCAAGAAGAACAAACAGCAGAAAAACAUGUGAGGAUUAGAGCUGUCCAAAAACGAUUAGUGACCUUGCAAGACAGGAAGCUGGAGAUACUCAAGAAUUACUUAGCCUCCCUCAAUUUGAAUUGGAGUGCCAGUCAGCGGUUUCAUAGUACGAACCAAAUAGGCAAGCAUUCCCAGGCAUGCAAAUCAAAUCGUGGCUUCUGUGUGAUGCAAGCACGUUUGAUCGAGUUGAAGAUGCCAGAGUGUUUGACCUGUGUUGCCCUGCUGCAUUCUGUCGAGUUUGACAUGGAGAAGUUGGAAAAAUUGAUGAAGGAGUGUGAGAAUCCUGAUGGUGAAUUUCCAUCUCCGUUUACCAGAAUGAAGCGAAAGGCCAACAGCUUGCAGAGUGAUGGCCAAAGUCACUGCGAACCAGCUGCCAUUGUUGACGAUGUGAAAGUGAACCCAGACAUGAAUCCAGCACAAAAUUGCACAAAUGCCGUGUUGCCAGCAGGGACAGCAGGGAGGGCCAGGCCAGUGCGCUGUCUGGCAUGCACUUCCAAGAAGCAACCGGGUGGCAAGAUUUUUGAUCUCACUCUGGGAACCAACAAAGAUGCCCGACACUUCAUCCGCCAACACUGCAAAGGCCCUGAACAUGUAGGUUCCUUUGAUGAAUGGAUAGGAUCGCAACAGAAACCAGAGAAAGCAGCCGAUGAUGACUUGCCAGAGUCAAACAAGCCAGAGGAGAAGGAACCAUAUCAGCCGUGUACAGGAUUUUCCUUGACACACAACGGUGGGAGACAUGCAAAGUUCAGAGCUGAAAUUCAACUUUGGGCCCAUUUUACCGAUCUCAAAACCCCCUUGGCCAAGCACAAGUAUAUCUGGGACCUGAAGACCCAAGAAUUGAAGGUGUUCCACGAAAAAUGCCCGGGCGUUGCACGUCCUCAUCGUUUGAUGCCUGACCGCCAACCUGUUUGCAAUUUGUGUGCAGAAGUGGACAGGGCUCAGAACUUGCUGCGGAAUAUGAUCAAAUUUGCAAACAAACAUUGGAUGGCCAGAUUGUUGGAAAGCCGUUUGUUUUGGUCUGAUGAGCAGCAAGAAGAAUUGCUGGGACAGUUCAGAGAAACCUUUCUCUACAAAUCAGCGAAGUCAAAAUACGAUGAAAAACUGUCCAUUUCCAACGAAGAAUUGCAAGCUGAGGUUCGCAAAUCAUUUAGCAGAUUUCCACCAGGUUACACGAGUGACAUGCUGCGGAACUUCAUUAACCGUGUGGUUCAGCCCUGCCUAUCUGUGAAUGUUUCGGACUGCAAUUCAGAGCUUCGUGAACUGACCUGCAUGUUCCAGGCCAAGCUGGUGUCAGGGAAGUUGUCAGAGUUUUCAGAACUUUGUGCUCGCAUUGCCAAGGCCACUUGUGAAGGCAAGUUCUCCCAGCGCCCUGCAAUCAUGGGCCUGAUGUUGCAGUGCUUGGAGUCAGUUGACAGGGAAGGCCGUGGCAUUCGCACCAUGAAAGGAGCUAGGAAACUGACAAAUGCAGAACAUGAUUUAGUGAACGAAGCCGGUUCCCUGCUUGCCUUGAACAACUGCUCAGAGGGAAUGAUGCGACAAUUCGGAUUUAACCGAGAGUCAUGUCUGAGAUCUCACGGGAAGAUCAGCAACCUGCACUCCAUUGGCCUUCCAAGCCCUCCUUUGGCUGUGUUAUGGCACAGUAUCUCUGAGCAGAAUGCAGUCCUGGUAGACUCAUUGGUUGGUCGUCCAUCAAAUGUGCAUGCAAGACGACUGAACCUGGCAUUUGAUUUUACCUACUUGAGCAAGCUGCACUCUGUGAUGGAAUUGAACAACAGAAAGGUGGUGGUGGGUUCGCCCUUCUGCAUGAAAGACAUCGAAACUGUAGGUGAUGGUUACCGGAGCUGUCUUGGUGACAUUCCAGACGACCUGACCCAGGAAUACAAAGGUGAAAAGCAGCGAGCAAAUCGCAUGUUACUUGAAUGCAGUUUUGGACAUUUUUGGACUGUAUCCUUUUCCAAAUCCGAUGUUGGAUUGUAUAAAGUGGAUCAUGUGGGCUGCAGCAGUGUUUUUUUCCAGCUGGGAUCCUCGAUAAAGGUUGAUGGUACAUUUUAUACGAUUUUAUGA